AUGUUACGCAACAAAGUUUCAUUUUGCUGUUUACAAAACAAUUCAAACAGACUUCAAUUUAGUGUUCAAAUUAGAAAGAGAAUUUAUCUGUUAAUGGUUUGGAAUGAGGACAAGAAAAUAUUGUGCAAACAUAAUGCGGAUACCCGCCCCGUGGCAAGCAAAAAAGGGAACAAAGCAUCGAAACCUUAA
Messenger RNA from Clunio marinus, 189 nucleotides. Lineage: Eukaryota; Metazoa; Arthropoda; Insecta; Diptera; Chironomidae. The record is from the annotation of a GenBank genome assembly.